Heterocephalus glaber (naked mole-rat) is the source of this 3775-nucleotide messenger RNA. RefSeq names its product microtubule affinity regulating kinase 4 (gene Mark4). Gene Ontology annotation, molecular function: ATP binding; tau-protein kinase activity. NCBI's taxonomy places the organism in Eukaryota, Metazoa, Chordata, Mammalia, Rodentia, Bathyergidae. Gene Ontology annotation, biological process: protein phosphorylation; microtubule cytoskeleton organization; intracellular signal transduction. Gene Ontology annotation, cellular component: cytoplasm. The record is from RefSeq and is a predicted model, not a curated record.
CCUCCGCCGCCGCCGCCGCCGCCGCCGGCUGACCCCAUGGCGCCCCCGGGCCUCCCUGCGCGGGGCCACUAGGUCCCUCGGAGCCCGUCCCGUCACCUCGCCUUGCCCCUUCCGCGGCGCGGACUCGGCGUCCACGGCGCCCAGCUUUUGAGCUCGCGUCCCCGGCCGGCGGGGGGGGAGGGGAAGAGAGGGGACCCCGGGCUCCCCGCCCCCCCCACCCGGCCGCCCUGCCCUGGCGACCUGGAGAAGAUGUCUUCGCGGACGGCGCUGGCCCCGGGCAACGAUCGCAACUCGGACACGCAUGGCACCUUGGGCAGUGGCCGAUCGUCAGACAAAGGGCCGUCCUGGUCCAGCCGCUCCCUCGGUGCCCGCUGCCGGAACUCCAUCGCCUCCUGCCCUGAGGAGCAGCCCCAUGUGGGCAACUACCGCCUGCUGAGGACCAUUGGGAAGGGCAACUUCGCCAAAGUCAAACUGGCCCGGCACAUCCUCACUGGCCGGGAGGUUGCCAUCAAGAUCAUCGAUAAAACCCAGCUGAACCCCAGCAGCCUACAGAAGCUCUUCCGGGAGGUUCGCAUCAUGAAGGGCCUAAACCACCCCAACAUCGUGAAGCUCUUCGAGGUGAUCGAGACGGAGAAGACACUGUACCUGGUGAUGGAGUAUGCAAGUGCCGGAGAAGUGUUUGACUACCUCGUGUCGCACGGCCGCAUGAAGGAGAAGGAAGCGCGGGCCAAGUUCCGACAGAUCGUGUCAGCUGUGCACUAUUGCCACCAGAAAAACAUCGUACACAGGGACCUGAAGGCUGAGAACCUAUUGCUGGACGCCGAGGCCAACAUCAAGAUCGCCGACUUCGGCUUCAGCAACGAGUUCACACUGGGCUCGAAGCUGGACACGUUCUGUGGGAGUCCCCCAUACGCCGCCCCGGAGCUGUUCCAGGGCAAGAAGUACGACGGGCCAGAGGUGGACAUCUGGAGCCUGGGCGUCAUCCUCUACACCCUCGUCAGCGGCUCCCUGCCCUUCGAUGGCCACAACCUCAAGGAGCUUCGGGAGCGCGUGCUCCGGGGGAAGUACCGGGUCCCCUUCUACAUGUCCACAGACUGUGAAAGCAUCCUGCGGAGAUUCCUGGUGCUGAACCCAGCUAAACGCUGUACCCUCGAGCAAAUCAUGAAAGACAAAUGGAUCAACAUCGGCUAUGAGGGUGAGGAGCUGAAGCCAUACACAGAGCCCGAGGAGGAUUUCGGGGACACCAAGCGAAUUGAGGUGAUGGUGGGGAUGGGCUACACACGGGAAGAAAUCAAAGAGGCCUUGACCAGCCAGAAGUACAACGAAGUGACUGCCACCUACCUCCUGCUGGGCAGGAAGACUGAGGAGGGUGGGGACCGGGGUGCCCCAGGGCUGGCCCUGGCACGGGUGCGGGCGCCCAGCGACACCACCAACGGAACAAGCUCCAGCAAAGGCACCAGCCAUGGCAAAGGGCAGCGGAGCUCGUCCUCUACCUACCACCGCCAGCGCAGGCACAGCGACUUCUGCGGCCCAUCCCCAGCGCCCCUGCACCCCAAGCGCAGCCCAACCAGCACGGGGGAGGCAGAGCUGAAGGAGGAGCGACUGCCCGGCCGGAAGGCAAGCUGCAGCACGGCAGGCAGCGGGAGCCGGGGGCUGCCCCCCUCCAGCCCCAUGGUCAGCAGCGCUCACAACCCUAACAAGGCAGAGAUCCCCGAGCGGCGGAAGGACAGCACCAGCACCCCUAACAACCUCCCCCCCAGCAUGAUGACCCGCAGGAACACCUAUGUUUGCACAGAGCGCCCUGGGGCCGAGCGCCCGUCCCUGUUGGCAAAUGGCAAAGAAAACAGCUCAGGCGCCCCGCGGGUGCCUCCUGCCUCCCCCUCCAGUCACAGCCUGGCUCCCCCGUCCGGGGAGCGGAGCCGCCUGGCCCGAGGCUCCACCGUCCGCAGCACCUUCCACGGUGGCCAGGUCCGGGACCGGCGGGCAGGGGCCGGGGGUGGCGGGGGUGUGCAGAACGGGCCCCCUGCCUCUCCCACGCUGGCCCAUGAGGCUGCGCCCCUGCCCGCUGGGCGGCCACGCACCACCACCAACCUCUUCACCAAGCUGACCUCCAAACUGACCCGAAGGGUCACAGACGAACCUGAGAGAAUCGGGGGACCUGAGGUCACAAGUGGCCAUCUACCUUGGGAUCAAGCGGAAACCGCCCCCCGGCUGCUCCGAUUCCCCUGGAGUGUGAAGCUGACCAGCUCACGCCCUCCGGAGGCUCUGAUGGCAGCUCUGCGCCAGGCCACGGUGGCCGCCCGCUGCCGCUGCCGCCAGCCACAGCCCUUCCUGCUGGCCUGCCUGCACGGGGGUGCGGGCGGGCCUGAGCCCCUGUCCCACUUCGAAGUGGAGGUCUGCCAGCUGCCCCGGCCGGGCCUGCGGGGUGUGCUCUUCCGCCGUGUGGCGGGCACUGCCCUGGCCUUCCGCACCCUCGUCACCCGCAUCUCCAACGACCUCGAGCUCUGAGCCUCCGUGGCUCUGGGUCCCUUUUUCUCUCUCCUGUUCCCUUCGCUUCUGCAGGAGGAAAAGGGGACAGGGAGGGGAUUCUCUCCCAUAUCACCAUCUUGGUUUCCCUGGGUUACAUUGGGGAGCAGAGAUUGCCCUCUUUGCGGCUCUCUGGGGCCUCCUGGCAGAGAGAAUGGGGAGGGGAGGGCCCUUGUCGGUGGGAGCUGGCACCUCCCGGAGCCUCCAUCUGAUUCUGCUCCCCUCACCCUGCCAUGGGGCACCUGAGAAGACUUUGGGGACUGGACAGGGGCAGGAAGGGAAACUGAGGAAACUUCCAUCCCUCCUAACAGCUCAAGAAUUAGAUCUUGGGCAGAGGCAGGGAGAGCUGCUGAGCCUAAAGGCUGGAGAACUGGGGGGCUGACAGUGGGGGUCAGAGAGGCCGAUUCCUUCCCCUCCCACUCCCAUGCUCGAACCCCUCCUCUGCCCCAGGCUGGCGAGGGGGCACUUUGUACAAAUCCUUGUAAAUACCACCCCAUCCCUUCUGCAGAGGUCUCCCGAGGAGCUGCCACUGUCACCUCCGGUUUUUAAGUUAUUACCCCACCCUUCUGUCAGCCCCUCACCUGCAGCCUGUCUCCCGAUAAACUUAGGAGAGUCCCCCGCGCUGGCCUGGGCCCUCCGUUCCUGCCCGGCCGCAGAGGAGGUGUUGGCCUUGAGCCUGCGCUGCUGCUCCUGAGCCUCGGGUCCUCUGCAGAGGGGAGUGGCAGGGGUGAGGGUCGAGGAUGAAGUGGAAGAGAGCGGACAGAACUUGGCCUCACCCACCAGGCCCGGGUCCUCUAUCAGGGCCCAUUCAUCCACUCCCGCUGCCAUGUUACACUGGACUCUAGCCUCUUCCUACUCUAGUAGUACAUUUAUUCAAUAAACAGUCAUUGACCAGUGCCUACUCCGUGCCAACCCCAGUGCUGGACACGGAAACACAAGGAGCCUCUGUCUAUGGAGGACAAGCACUAGAGAAACCAUUGUCCUAGGGAGCUCAGAAGAAAAAAACGAGGAGGGUUGGGAAAGAAGUGCCAGAGGAACUGAUGCUGGAGUUGGGCUUUGAAGGAUGAGUAGGAGUUGCCCAGGGCUUGGGUAAAAGCAAAAGCCCAGACAGAAGUGGGGCUGCAUGGUGUAACUUGAGAGAACUCAGUAUGUAAUCUCAGCAUGGCUGCUGUGUUGGGCAUGUGUGGAGAAUUAGCAAGAGAAAUGCUGUAUGAAGACUAACAAUCUCUACACUGGCAAAGCAAAAAAA